This is a messenger RNA of Fusarium falciforme, 1698 nucleotides long. RefSeq lists its product as hypothetical. The record is from RefSeq and is a predicted model, not a curated record. Lineage: Eukaryota; Fungi; Ascomycota; Sordariomycetes; Hypocreales; Nectriaceae. Gene Ontology annotation, biological process: cytoskeleton-dependent cytokinesis. Bases 1 to 1698 code for a protein of 565 amino acids. Gene Ontology annotation, molecular function: GTP binding; GTPase activity; molecular adaptor activity. The transcript has 5 exons. Gene Ontology annotation, cellular component: septin complex; cytosol; septin ring.
AUGACCUUCGACCUGAUCCAACACGUCAAGGCUCGCACCCGGAGUGUGCAUUUCGACAAAGGAACCCUUUCUUUGACUUUUACAUCUCCUGCCGAGUCGAGUGCGAAAACGUCCAAUGAUUCCAAGCGAGCGAGCAGCCUCCCGGUGGGACAGGAGAACCAAACCCCAUCUCCUGAUCCCAACCGUGCAACCGUCCAACAGUAUCGCAGCAUGCUCGAGGUCGAAGCAGAGGAACCUCCUACAUUGGGCCCGAUGAAUCCCAUGAGCUUCGAUGAGUUAUACGUCGACCCUACCCAGUCGGUUGAAUGGAAUCAGCCCAGACCUUCGAGAAUCGGCACCAAGAAAAUCGCCAGAUUGACACUCGGAAGUGGCCAGCCAAGUGCAGCAGAUUCAUCGACUUCUCCCGGCAGCGAAUCCCCGGCUCUGGCCCCUUCAGCCUCGCCCCCUAAUGUUCCCUCACAGCCGCCUCCCGCCGCUGACAACCGGAACAUUGUCCGAAGAAAGCUGACUGGAUAUGUUGGUUUCGCCAACCUGCCCAACCAGUGGCACCGCAAGAGUGUCCGAAAGGGCUUCAACUUUAACGUGAUGGUUGUUGGCGAGUCUGGCCUGGGCAAGUCUACUCUGGUUAACACCCUCUUCAACACCUCGCUCUACCCUCCCAAGGAGCGCAAGGGCCCUAGCCUGGACAUCAUUCCCAAGACCGUCACCAUUCAGUCCAUCAGCGCCGACAUUGAGGAGGCUGGUGUCCGUCUUCGCCUCACCGUUGUUGACACCCCUGGGUUCGGUGACUUUGUGAACAACGAUGAGUCGUGGCGCCCCAUUGUCGACAACAUUGAGCAGCGAUUCGACUCGUACCUCGAUGCCGAGAACAAGGUCAACCGCAUGAACAUUGUCGACAACCGAAUUCACGCCUGUGUUUUCUUCAUCCAGCCCACUGGUCACUCCCUCAAGCCUCUUGACAUUGAGGUGAUGCGACGCCUCCACACCAAGGUCAACCUGAUCCCCGUCAUUGCCAAGGCCGAUACCCUCACCGAUGAGGAGAUUGCCAACUUCAAGGCCAGAAUCUUGGCCGACAUCAAGUACCACGGCAUCCAGAUCUUCGAGGGCCCCCGAUACGAGCUUGAUGACGAGGAGACCAUCGCUGAGAACAACGAGAUCAUGUCCAAGGUUCCCUUCGCCGUUGUUGGUGCCAACAACGAGAUCACCAGCGCCGAUGGUCGCAAGAUCCGUGGCCGUGCUUACCCCUGGGGUAUCAUCGAGGUGGAUAACGAGGAGCACUGCGACUUUGUCAAGCUCCGACAGAUGCUCAUCCGAACCCACAUGGAGGAGCUCAAGGAGCACACCAACAACCAGCUGUACGAGAACUACCGUACCGACAAGCUGCUCGCCAUGGGCGUGUCGCAGGACCCCAGCGUGUUCAAGGAGGUCAACCCCGCCGUCAAGCAGGAGGAGGAGCGCGCCCUGCACGAGCAGAAGCUCGCCAAGAUGGAGGCGGAGAUGAAGAUGGUGUUCCAGCAAAAGGUCGCCGAAAAGGAGAGCAAGCUCAAGCAGUCAGAGGAAGAGUUGUAUGCCCGACACAAGGAGAUGAAGGAGCAACUCGACCGCCAACGAAUGGAGCUCGAAGACAAGAAGCAGCGCAUCGAGAGCGGACGGCCACUGGAGAAGGAGGGCAAGCGAAAGGGCUUCUCCCUGCGCUAA